Toxotes jaculatrix (banded archerfish) is the source of this 5208-nucleotide messenger RNA. It is a transcript of the gene sun1, whose product is annotated as Sad1 and UNC84 domain containing 1. Gene Ontology annotation, molecular function: protein-membrane adaptor activity. Lineage: Eukaryota; Metazoa; Chordata; Actinopteri; Toxotidae. Bases 274 to 3489 code for a protein of 1071 amino acids. The record is from RefSeq and is a predicted model, not a curated record. Gene Ontology annotation, cellular component: nuclear envelope; meiotic nuclear membrane microtubule tethering complex. Gene Ontology annotation, biological process: nuclear envelope organization. The transcript has 23 exons.
GGAAGCCAUUUUGGAAAUCUGCUUGUUGUGCACUAGCAUAACACUCAGCAGCUACUUGCAAACUUUUCUGUCUUUCUACAAUAUAAAAAAACAACGUUUAUGGUCUGUGGGUGCGCAGUUAUAAAUAACCACUGGGUUUCCGUGCGUCGGGAUGUUGGCGGAAGUUUGUGCAUCUUCCGUGACCAUAAUAUGUGGAUCUUGUUCCUUUGGAUUACUGUCUUAAAAGAAUAACAACAUACAUGGACUCUAACCACGCGGUCUAAGCAAAGAAGAAUGACCAUGGAUUUUUCUCAACUGCACACAUAUACGCCGCCACAGUGUGCCCCAGAGAACACCGGCUAUACCUACUCUCUCAGCUCCAGCUACUCCACAGCAGCGUUAGAGUUUGAGAAGGAGCACCAGAUUGCUCCUGUGUACGAGUCGCCCAGGAUGUCACGGCGGAGCCUGCGUCUGCAGACCAGUGCUGGUCACUAUGGCAACGAGAGCCUGGCUGAUUACUCCCAGAACCACAGCAGCAGCAGCAGCAGCUACACCAGCACCAGGAGAGAGACACGGACGCUGCGGAGCAGAAAGCAGCAGUCCAGCUCCAACUCACUCUCUUUAUCCCUGAGUCAAGCUGCCACACCGAGGAAAACCCUCUCCUUCUCAGCUGUUAGUACCCCGAUUAACAACAGCAGCAGCUUUCAGGAGAGCAGCACUGUGUCUGAUGCCACCCUGCACAGCUCCAUCAUGGACCAGUCACAACUGAGACAACGCACCAUCACCACAACCACCACUUCUAUGACUGUGGAUGGACACUGGGGGAGGAGCUCCAGAACUGACCACAGUGCAUCAAAUGUCAAUGGCGACGCCAGUGUGUCAAAGUCCCACACCUCACUCGCCAAUGGCUACAUCUGCAAAGACUGCUCUUUGCACUCUCAGGAGAUGGACUCACUUAUCACACGGUCUUCAUCGCCAUCGUCAUCUCAGGCUGCAGAAGCUUCCACUGACGCCCUCUCGUCCUCAUCUUCCCCUUUUACAAGUGUAUACUCCAGAGACAGGAGUCAGAGGAACAAGACAGGUGUCCUGGUGUCUAUAUCUAACACGUGUAUGCACUACAGUAAACGAGCCCUGGCCCCCAUAGUGUCCUUAGUCACCCUGCUCUUCAACAAUGUGCUCUGGCUGUGCUCAAGGGCCAAGAGCCCUCCAGGAAAAGGUUUUCUUGCUUCGUUGUCGGACUCGAUGAGACGAGCAGUGUCCUCCAGUUUGUCCCAAAUGUGGCUGUUUAAGCAGACCACUCUCCGCAGGAUGAUGGGCUACAGGGCUAAAGGCUAUGAAGGACAAGCUCACUCAAGCUUCUGUGGAAGCAUGAAUGUGAAGGAUCUGGUGACUGAAGAUGCAUCACAUCUUAAUCUCAAUGGUUCCCUGUGUGAUGACUGUAAAGGGAAGCAGUAUUCUGAGACACACACCAUCCUCCUCACACAGUCCUCCAGGCCUCAGCGCCUAGCAGGGGCACUGUGGAGCGUCCUAGCUUUCGCAGGUUACUGCCUCCUCCAGCCAGGCUACUGUGUGGUGAGAGCAGGCAAAGCUUUGGGAUCAGGAGUCGGGACAGUGGCGCAGAAGCUGCUCUCUCUGUUCUGGAUGCUCCUGGCAGCUCCAGUGAAGACAGGCAGGGGACUUAUGUGGUUUCUUGCAACAGGAUGGUACCAGCUGGUGUCUCUCAUGUGUCUCCUCAACGUCUUCUUUCUGACACGAUGCCUUCCCAAACUCUGGAAGCUCCUGCUGCUCCUUUUGCCUCUUCUGCUCUUCCUCGCUUUAUGGUUGUGGGGUCCGUCCACUGCUGCCCUGCUUGCCUACCUCCCAGCCAUAAACCUAACUGAGUGGCGUCCUGCGUCCCCCUUUACCCUCCUGUCUAACUUGUUGCCGGCUUCUGCUCCAGUUCCUGCCUCUGUCCCCACACCAGAGAUCCCACUGGAGCAGACCCCAGCCACCCCAGUCUCACAGGCACCGAUGAUCCAUCCACCAGGGGUGGUCUCCACUGUGGACUUGGAGCGUCUUGAACGUGUGGAGCGCCAGCUAGCCCUGCUGUGGGAGCGUGUCCAACAGGGUGACCAGAAGCAGGAACAGCGUCAUGGGGACGUUCUAGGUCUUUACAGCACCCUGAGAGAGCAGCUACACACUCAGACCGACAGGGAGAGCCUGGGACUGUGGGUGUCCUCCCUGUUGGAGCAGAGGCUGGGCGUGCUGCGAGGAGAGCUAGAGCAGGAGAACACACACACAGCACAGAGUGUAGAGGAGCAGAAACAGCAGCAAGAGAGUCAGGCAGCACGACUGGCUGAUUUAGAAUUGCUUCUCAGCGCUCUGGCUGCCAAGACUGAGGAGGUGCAGCAGAAGCAGCAGCGGUAUGAGCAUGAGAAGGAGGAAAAAGAGAAAGAGGUUGUCAUUUCAGCAGCAGACACAGCUCCAGUCAGUGUGGGUGUAAAGCAGGAGGAGCAUGAUGCUUUGCUAGCAGAGGUGCAGAGACUUGAGCUGGAGCUGGGUAAAGUCAGGCAGGACCUGCAGGGUGUUGUGGGAUGCAAGGGCAAGUGUGAGCAGCUGGACACACUGCAGGAGACUAUAACAGCCCAGGUGUCCUCUCAAGUGCGUAAGGAGUUGCAGGUUCUGUUCUUUGGCAGUGGUGGGUCAGGAGAGGAGAAGGAAGAGGUGCCUGAAUCUCUGAUGUACUGGCUGGCCCAGCGCUACGUGAGCACACCAGACCUACAGGCCUCACUGGCCUCACUGGAGCAGAGCAUCCUAAGAAACGUGUCCCUGCAGCUGGAGCUUAACCGAGCCCAGACCCUGGGUGAGGCCGAGUCUCAAGCCAAGAACAUCAUUAAGACAGUAACUGGGACUGUCCAGCACACUGCUUCUACUGAGGGACUGACAGAAGAGCAAGUGAAGUUGAUCGUCCAGAACGCAUUGAGGCUCUACUCUCAGGAUCGAACAGGCCUGGUCGACUACGCCCUGGAGUCUGGUGGUGGCAGCAUCCUCAGUACCCGCUGCUCUGAGACAUAUGAGACUAAGACGGCUCUCAUGAGUCUGUUUGGUCUGCCACUCUGGUACUUCUCCCAGUCUCCUCGGGUUGUCAUCCAGCCUGAUGUGUACCCAGGUAACUGCUGGGCAUUUAAAGGCUCGCAGGGCUACCUGGUGAUCCGACUGUCCCUGAGGAUCCUGCCCACAUCCUUCUGCGUGGAACACAUCCCCAAGGCUUUGUCCCCAACUGGAAAUAUCACCAGCGCCCCUCGCAACUUCACUGUUUUUGGUCUAGAUGAUGAGUACCAAGAGGAAGGGAAGCUGCUGGGACACUACACAUACCAGGAAGAUGGGGAGUCACUGCAAACUUUCCCUGUUAUGGAGCAAAAUGACAAGACCUUCCAGAUCAUUGAGGUGCGAGUGCUGUCUAACUGGGGUCACCCAGAGUACACCUGCCUGUACCGAUUCAGAGUACAUGGAGAACCUCGUCCUCAGUGAACCAACCACUACCAUACACGCUCAUAUACGACAUAUCACCCUAUCUGUACAUAGCUCUUGCCAACUUCUUAAAAACCGGAGGGAACUUGGUGGUACUUUGUGGACGCUUUUUGUAUGAAAGCAAUGAAGAUACAGAAGUUGUGGAUUGUCAGAGGAAUGUGCCCAGACUGAAUCAUGAACACGUUUUGUAAUAUUGAAAGAAUCACAGGAAAGUCUGUAUGUGGACUGUAGACGUGGCAGAAGAGGAAUAGAACCACGGAAGAAGCUAAAGGUCCCAAUCCCCUUUUUGUAAAAGGUCUCUUGCACUGAAUUAGCCCCAUGAGGGCGCCAGGCUCCACUGAGCGGACAAAUCCAUCCCCCCCUCUUGGCACCUUCAACUUCUACUGGAAGGUGGAUGCUUGAAAUGGGGGAUUACAGACUCAUCUCCACCAUUUCCUCACACACUGCAUCUCAAUCUGAUUUGGUUUUUGUUGUUAGUCAUCCAUAUUUAACUUUAUUUUCCUGGUAGAGUCUACAAUACUAUUUUCAGGAUCCAAGCCACUGCACCUUUGUUUGUGAUGGUGUGCAGGCAUGACGCUCCCUUUGUUGCUGUCAGGUCUCUGCAAUGACUUUAACUGAGCUGUGUGGACGGACCGCUAGACUGGAGCACACUCACAGUGGGUUUAUACUGGACAUGUAAGGUUCACAACAUUCAAGGCUUGGCAUCAUGCAUCCAUAUAGCCAUAACUAAGAUUUUCUUUUUUGGAACUGAACAUGCUGCCUGUGGACAAGCGCUGAAUGUUUUCUCAAGUGGAGACUUGAUGCAAGUCAUCCUUUAACUACACAGCAACACUAUAUAACCACUGACCUGCGCUCUAUAUGUUGGAAGUAUUAGGAGGCUCUUCACUAUGUACAUUAGAUGGAUGGACUUCAGAAGUAAUACUAGCAUGUCUCUCUUCCAGAACCAUACUGCUUAACUUUUACACGCAUCAUGAAUUUCCAAGCAAGUGUGUCCUCUCUGAAGGGUUGAGUUCUGUGCCUGGACCUCAAAUUACAAAUCAAUGUUGAAAGCUAAACAGUAUAACCUCCUGUAGACAAGAGUGUGAUUUUUCUUUUCCGUUUCUAUCAAGUGGAGACUCUCUCUGUCCCUCUAGCUCAGUUAUAAACGUCCUCCUGACAUGGGCUCCCUCUAUUCUGAAACCCUGAAGGAAUGUAAUCUGUAUAUUUCAUUGUUGAUAGCUGGUCCUUUAUAAUAUCUGCUUUUAUCAGUGUUGCUUUAUAAAAAAAAAUCACCCUAUCAUUAUUGUUAUAUUACUACUAUUAUUUCUACUGUUACUCAUUGUGUUGUUUUGCUUUUUUUUUUUUGUUCGGUUUUUGGGGGUGGGGGGGGUGUUGAUUAUGUCAGAGGAUGCACUGCCACAAUUUGUUAGAGAAAUAUUUGGCACAGGUCUUCACAAUUUGUCGGGAUGUGUGUAGAUACCAGUUUUUGGUUGCAAAUAUGGGAAAGUCUAAAAUGUUAUGUAUAAAAAAUGUUUUCAUCGCAAUCUUAUUUAUUAACAAGUCAGUUAGUUGCUGCAAGAUAUGAGUUACUACAAUGUAUAUUUUGUGAUGUUGAGCGCAUUUUGGAACCAUCUUGGGACUUUUUUUUUUUUUUUUUUUAAGAUAAAUGGCUAUUUUUGUUCAGUCAUGAGAUGACUUAACGGCUUUGGAAUAUAUUCCAAUAAAGACUUUAAUUUUGAA